Molecule: messenger RNA, 1017 nt
Organism: Pteronotus mesoamericanus
Lineage: Eukaryota; Metazoa; Chordata; Mammalia; Chiroptera; Mormoopidae
Gene: MAGEB17
Product: MAGE family member B17
Biological process (GO): negative regulation of transcription by RNA polymerase II
Cellular component (GO): nucleus
Source: RefSeq, a predicted model, not a curated record
AUGAGAGAAAGUAACCAUGGCUCCCUGACCUAUAACCGCAUACAGGUGUUUGUGUCACCUGCUUUCCCAUCACACUCCUGCCUGCUGUUCUUAACCACAGUCAUGUCUCAUGCAGGGGCAGAAGAGGUUCCCUUGUCCCCCUCACUUGUGUCUGGGGCUACGCCACCCAGCCCACCUGCUGCAGGAGCUCCAGAGAAAUCUCAGGGAGCCCGGGCCUCUAGUUCUCCUGAUGCAACCAUUUCCUGUGUAAGUUCUGGUGAAUGUGCCAAGAGCCAAAGAGAGGAAAAUCCAAGUUCCUGCUGGGCCUUGCCCUCCUUAGCAAGCUCUAGAGAAGAUCUUCUAACCAGGAAAAUGGGCCUGUUAGUGCAGGUUUUCAUGCACAAGUAUAAAAUGAAAGAGCCCAUUACAAAAAUGCUGAAGAUUAUCGACAAGAAGUACAGAGCACUAUUUCCUGAAUUCUUCAAGAGAACUGCUUAGCACAUGGAGCUGGCCUUUGGCCUUGACCUAAAGGAAAUUGACCCUACACGUCACUCUUAUAUCCUUGUCAGCAAACUGGAUCUUACCAAUGAAUGGAGUCUCUGCGAUGGCGGCAUGGACUUUCCCAAGAAUGGAAUCCUGAUGCCUCUCCCAGGCAUAAUCUUCUUCAAUGGCAACCGUGUCCCUGAGGAAGAGAUGUGGAAAUUCUUGGAUAGGAAGGGGCUCUAUCCUGGGAGGAGGCACCUCAUCUUUGGGGAGCCCAGGAAGCUCAUCACUACAGAUUUGGUGCAGCAAAAAUUGCUCAAGUACCAGCAGGUGCCCAACAGUGAUCCUCCACGCUACGAAUUCCUAUGGGACCCAAGAGCCCAUGAUGAUAAGAUGAAAGUCCUGGAACAUUGGGCCGAAGUCAAUAAUACAGAUCCCACUGCCUUCCAGAGCUGGUAUGAGGAGGCGUUGAGAGAUGAGGAAGAGCGAGCCAGAACCAAAGCUGCAGCGAGGCCCCGCUCCAGGAACGAGACCAGCAGUUCCUCCCAGCGCUAG